AUGUAUUGGCAUCCGACCACUGAUAACUUCGCGUAUAAGAUUUCGGAUGAUGAAGUCCUAAAAGACAUGUUGGCCCAAGAUGCAAUUAUCACCAAAAGAAAAAUGCUAAAAACGAUCAUGAAGUUUUUUGAUCCUCUUGGAUUGAUCUCUCAGUUCAUAAUUCGUGGUCGAAUUAUAUUGCAAGAGGUAUGGAGAGAAGGAUACGAUUGGGACGAGCCGGUGUCAUCUCAAUUAAGUAACGCGUGGUUGGACUUUAUAAAAGAGUUGAAGAACAUCGAAAAGAUAAAGAUUCCUCGCCGUUACUUAUUAGCUAACCCAGACGACUGCAAAGUUAGUUUGAUUGUUUUCGUUGAUGCAUCAGAACAGGCAUUUGCUGCUGUGGCUUAUUUGCGUUUUGCUCGAGAAGAUGAGGUUCAAGUUACGCAAGUAAUGGCCAAGGCUAGAGUCGCACCCGUUAAGCAAUUAACCAUACCACGCCUAGAGUUGCAAGCUGCUGUGCUAGGUGUUCGAUUAGCAGCUACUAUUAAGGCCUCGCACACUAUUAGAAUCGAUGAGUCUCUUUUUUUAUCAGACUCGAAAACUGUGCUGGCUUGGAUCAACUCGUCUAAUUCUAAGUUGCCGUCUUUUGUUGCUUCAAGGAUAGGUGAGAUAUUGGAUUCUACUUCACCUCGUGAAUGGUUCCAUGUAGGUUCUAUCGAUAACGUGGCUGAUGACGGCACUAAGCGAUUUGACGUUUCAAUGGGUAAUCAAGAUACACGUUGGUUCAAAGGCCCAGAAUUUUUAAAACGUCCUUUUGAGGAUUGGCCCGUUACUACUUACGUUGAGAAGGCAGAUACUAAGACUUGCAUCACUCAUCUUCAUACUUAUAAACCAAAGCUUUAUUACGGUGCGUUUGAGAUGUUAUCUGCUAGAUUUCAAACAAGAUGGUGUUCAUCAGUUCGAGCUAUUGCGUUUUUACUGCGAUUUAAACACUUUCUUCAAAGAAGGCCCAUCGAACAAGAAGCUUACAUCACACCUUUCGAGUUCAGAAAAGCUGAAGAAUGGAUGUUUCGCAAGAUUCAGGGUGAGUGUUUUUCAUUGGAUAUAGCUUCUUUGAGGUCAGGUGGCAUGGUCAGUUCUUCGAGUUCAUUACUGAGCCUUUCACCGUUUCUGGACGAAGACGGAACGUUGCGGCUAAGUUCAAGAGCGCAAAAGGCAAAUUCUUCAUACUCAUCCCGAAAUCCAGCGAUACUCCCUAACAGACAUCCUUUAGUUGAUCUUUUUAUCGAAUAUCAUCAUAAGAAAAAUUCUCACAUAGGAACCGAGACAGUAAUAUCAGAUAUUCGUGAAUCCGCCUGGAUAAUAAGUAUACGUUCAGCUGUUGAGAGAGUAAGAAAAGGGUGCUUUAUGUGCAAAUAUCUGAAGACUAAACCAAUUAUGCCGAUAAUGGGUCAACUUCCUGAAGCUCGAUUGGCCUUUGACUGCAAACCCUUUACCCAUGUAGGGGUGGAUUGUUUCGGACCUAUGUUGGUUAAAUUUGGUAGAGGUACGGUGAAGCGCUACGGGAUGGUUUUCACUUGCUUAACGUUCAGAGCUGUACAAAUAGAGGUUUUAAAUGAUUUGAGCUUAGACCAGUGCACCAUGGCGGUAAGGCGUUUUGUAAUAAAUCGUGUUGUAACAAGAUUCUUCUACAGUGAUAAUGGCCUUAACUUUGUGGGAACUAAAAAUCUGUUAGAAAAAGACGCUAAGGAGAUGGAGAACUCCCUUUGCGAGUAUUCUUCAAGGUAUGAAGGUAUCUUGUGGCGCUUCAUACCUGCGUACUCUCCCUGGAUGGGAGGUGCUUGGGAGCGUCUCAUACAAUCUAUCAAAAACAGUAUCGACUUUGUUCUAAAGGGUAUCGUGCCUAGAGAGGAUGUCUUAAGAAAUGCCCUUACUGAAGCUCAGGGGCAGUUGAAUAGGCGCCCGCUCACUCACAUCCCGGUCGACCCUGAGGAUCCCAAGCCCUUAACGCCAAACUCAAUGCUAUUCGGAGAGGACGAUCGAGAUGUCACAGCUCCUGGAGUAUUUUCGGAUAGCGAUUGUUUCAGCCGAUUCUAUAGUCGCCGAUCUCAGUAUCUGAUGGCCGAACUUACAAAACGAUGGUACAAGGAAUAUUUGCCUACUAUUACGAGACGAUCCAAAUGGUUUAAAAAAACAAAACCAGUCGAAGUGAAUGAUGUUGUCAUCGUAAUUGAACCCAAUGAGAUACGUUCGGCUUGGCAUUUGGGACGUGUUAUCCAAGUUUAUGCUGGUCCAGAUGGGGUUGUUCGAAUGGCCGACGUUAAACUAUCAAACGGUUCUAUAAAGAAGAAGAGAUCUGUAGGAAGACUCGCUGUUUUGGACUUGGAGUCUUCGCCUACUUCUCAGACGGCCCCCGGAAUGUCAUCGAGUCCUUAA
Molecule: messenger RNA, 2415 nt
Organism: Episyrphus balteatus (marmalade hoverfly)
Lineage: Eukaryota; Metazoa; Arthropoda; Insecta; Diptera; Syrphidae
Exons: 1
Coding region: 1-2415 (804 amino acids)
Biological process (GO): DNA integration
Molecular function (GO): nucleic acid binding
Source: RefSeq, a predicted model, not a curated record